UACACUCCAAUAUUCUGGAUGCUUUUAGAGGUGGCGUUGUAUUCUUUCUACUUAUUUUCAGAGAGAUAGUCUGACAUGUCUAGAGAUUUAAAGAGAGAAGCAGAGAAAUUACUCUGAGAAGCAGGGCACAGAACAAAGACAGAGGCGAGACAUUCCCAGUUCCCAUAAAGGCAGGAUGGCCUACGGUCAUCUGACUUGGCAGAUUGGAAAUUAUUUUAAGGAACACAUUCCUAAAUUGCAGAAACAUGUCUGACAAGCCCAACAUGACAGAAAUCACAUCCUUUGACAAAACCAAGCUCAGGAAGACAGAGACCCAAGAAAAAAAUCCCUUGCCAACCAAAGAAACUAUUGAACAGGAGAGGCAGGGAGAGUCCACGCCUUGAACGCAACGCGGUCACACACCAGAAGGGGAUGACUGAGAUCAACAAGAGAAGGACUU
Messenger RNA from Carassius auratus (goldfish), 439 nucleotides. RefSeq names its product thymosin beta-like. The coding region runs from base 246 to 383 and encodes 45 amino acids. NCBI's taxonomy places the organism in Eukaryota, Metazoa, Chordata, Actinopteri, Cypriniformes, Cyprinidae. The transcript has 3 exons. Gene Ontology annotation, molecular function: actin monomer binding. Gene Ontology annotation, biological process: actin filament organization; regulation of cell migration. Gene Ontology annotation, cellular component: cytoplasm. The record is from RefSeq and is a predicted model, not a curated record.